Messenger RNA from Hemicordylus capensis (graceful crag lizard), 6681 nucleotides. It is a transcript of the gene LHFPL7, whose product is annotated as LHFPL tetraspan subfamily member 7. The record is from RefSeq and is a predicted model, not a curated record. The coding region runs from base 322 to 999 and encodes 225 amino acids. The transcript has 3 exons. NCBI's taxonomy places the organism in Eukaryota, Metazoa, Chordata, Lepidosauria, Squamata, Cordylidae. Gene Ontology annotation, cellular component: membrane.
CACGCCGCCGCGGCCGGCCAGGCAGUCCCGGUGGUGGCAGCAGCAGCAGCGCGCACAGCGAAGCUCUCCGAGGGCGCGCCGGCCGGCCAGCCACGUGCGUUCUCCCUGGCCCCGCCGCAGGCAUCAGCCGGGCCGGCGUCCCCUUGAUGGGAGCCUGGAGCCGGGCUGGCUGAGCCGGCCGGGCGGCGGCGGCGGAGCAGAGGCAGGAGGAGCCCCCCGCGCAGGCUGGCGCGCCCCGAGAAGGCGAAGGCGAAGGCGGCGGCGGCGGCGGAUGCGGCGCUGCUGGAGCGCACGCAGGCAGCAGCCGGAGCGCCGCGGACCAUGUUCAGCGGGGUGGGCUGCUUCUGGGCGCUGCUCUCCUCCUGCCUGGUGGCCGUCUGCAGCUUCAGCUUCCUGGCGCCUGCCUGGAUCGUCCGCCAGCACCCGGGGACGGCCGCCGCCGCCGCCCGCCACUGGCCCCCCGCCGCCGCCGCCGCCGCCGCCGCCCUGGAGGAGCAGGAGGACGCCGGCGGCGGCGAGGUGAGCUUCGGCCUGCUCUGGCACUGCUCCGAGCCCCUGCAGCAGCGCCUCUACGACUGCUACACCUUCGGAGGCCUGGGCCGCUUCAGCGAGAUCCCUUCCGGCUCCUGGCAGACGAGUGCGGUGCUGUGCUCCGGGGGCUGUGCGCUUCUGGCCUUCAGCUCCUUGCUGGCGGUCAUCGUGAUCUUCCUUCCUAGCGGCCAGUGCGAGAGACGGGUCUGCACUCUGGCUGGUUACAUCCAGACGGCUGCGGUGUUCAUCAUGGGCUUUGGCCUCCUGGUCUACCCCUUCGGCCUGGGUUCUGCUGCCGUGAGGAGACACUGUGAGAAUGCAAGCAUCUACUAUGCAGGGGAUUGCCAAAUCGGAUGGGGUUUUAUGCUGGCCAUCGUCGGAGUCAUGCUCUCUGUCUUCUUGCCGUUCUUUGCCAAAUAUGCACCAAAAGAGCACGCCUCUCCGACGCCGAUCCCCACUAUUUUAUAGUAUUUUUAUUUAACAAGAGGACGUCCCUGUCUGAAGCCGAUGGGCAGCAAAGCAUUGGAGCACUUCAUUUUGAUUGCUAGAGAGAGAGAGAGAGACCCAAAGAGUCUUCCGUCCGCGUGGGGGAAAAAACUCACCCUCCAGAUCUGCAGUCAAGUUUGCCACGCCGCUUCCGUGCUGCCUUGAACGGCUGGAGGCCUCAGCAAAAAAGAGAGACGCCCGUUUUUAUCCUCAAAAUAUCUGUCUACCUCCCACUUUUCUUUGGUGUCUCGAAACCUUUCUUAAAGCCUCAAUUCACUUUUGUAUCUUCUUAGGACUUUUCUGGAGCCCUCCUCAAACCGAGCGCGCUGUGGGGUUAGAAUCGUUAGAUGAUACGAUGCCGGGGUGGGUGGGGGGAUGUUUGCGGACGGGUUCAGCAGGGGCACCUCCCCACCACCACCUGUGUUAAAUCUGUGCAUGCCAGUUAUGUGCCUGAACACCGAGAGCAUCCAGGCACUCCACUGUACAACAGUCUUUCUUUAAAACAAAAACACAAAACAUGGCUAAUAUUGAGAGGCCUAAUUUCAAUAGGAGGGGGGCAGGUUUCUCAGUAAGGUUUAAAGGCCCGCUUUUGGAUGUCAGGCAUGGGCAAGUCUGGGAAAGUCCGGAGAGGAUGUUGGGAAUCCUGACCCCCACCACAAGGAGGGGUGGGGCAAUUGACCAUGGUCAUGUGUUGAUGGUGGUGGUGGGGGCUCUUUAAUUGCGGACCUAUGUCCUUGCACCGGUAGGGUGUCACCAGAUUGUUGUAAAGCAAGAGGCAUUGCACCCUUGACGUGAAUACCUAGUAUGUGUGCAUGCCAAUUUCGGUUGCUUGGAGCAAGAGGCAUGCUGUACGGAAUCGACAAGUUAGGAGAGAAAUAAAGGUGCUCCUGGAGUCAUGUAAUUUGGGAGGCGUGCCUCUUCCUACUCUUCUUGCUAUACAGGCCCCUUAACUUGUUAAAAGCCUGUUGCUACGUGAAACAUCAGAACCCUACAAAUUGAACGUGGAGUUACGUGAAGCAAUUCAAGCAGCGAAAACGACACAGGUUUACGUCUUUGGUUUCUUUAAGCAAUAACAGUUAAUUUCGAUUCUUUUUUUUCCUUUCCCCGUCUUCCUCCUUCUUCCCAAAGGGAAAUUUGGACUUGACUCUUCCCUUCUGCAGAUUGGCAUGCACAGAGAGUAACCCAUUUGUAGUUGGUUAAAGGAGUUUGGCACAUAUCUUAACAAUGUCCACAUGUAAAGGAUUAGAAGAGUUAAACCACUUAUCUAAAAAUACACAUUUGACACCCUGAGUUUUGUCCGCAGAUCACAAGGACGCUAGCCAGAGAGUGUGACAGGUCCUGUUUUUGUGUUAAGAACGGUGUCGAUCCGUGGAAAGUCGCCCUAAAUGCAUGAAGCAGAGACCUCUGCCUGAUUCACUUCCUAGGUAAGGGUGUUCGGGAUAACAGGCUGCCUGUGACGUCAUGUACCACUUGGUAUAAGUAGAGCUGGCUCUUUCUGUCCUGUCAAAACGAAACUGAAUUUUCCCAUGGGGAGAGAAUGGGGUGGCCAGGAUUGACCGGUAACCAGUAUCCCUCUCCAGGUGACUCUCAAAUGCAGUCCUGGAGGUUUGAAUGGCUCUAUAUUGGGAAAUAUGUGGGAAGGGGAGAAAAGUCUCUACAUGUAACAUUCAGCCAGAGUUAGCAGCUCUAGAAAAGAAAGCAAAAUAUUUUGCAUUUCAGCUGCACCCUUGGCAUUUCCUGCGGGCUCACUGCCAACGACUGCCGCAAACUGCACCGUUUGCCUUAUCCUAAAUUUAAAAGUGAUCAGCUCCUGAUUGCAAUCCAUCUCAUUCGAAAUCAACAGUUCUGGCGUUCCUUGUGUCCUCCCGACGAUUCGUUCGCAGCAAAAUCCUUUGAUCGGAUUGUCUCUGGCCGUUACUGGGUUGCUUCUGUAUUGUUGCAACUAAUCAGAAUCGGUCCUUGUCGUCAAUUAUAAACUCCACCUUGCUCCUGUGACUCUGCUGGAGAUGCCAUGUGUGCAGAGAGCCUAGGAAGGGCUUCGCCGGAAACUUCCAAGGAUGUUUCUGGCACAACACUCCAGACACAGCACAAUAAUGCUUUCUCUGCCUGGAGACGCUGCCUGGGGUUUAAUUCAGGCCCACCUCCUGCAAAUCAGGGACUCAGCCAUGAAGCCCUAGGAACGUAGGGAACUGCUCUAUACCGAGUCAGACCACUGGUUUACCCAGCUCAGUGCUGCCUACACUGGCUGGCAGCGGCUCCUCUAAAGUUUCAGGCAGGCGUCUUUCCCAGCCCUACUUGGAGACGCUGCCAGGGAGUGAACCGGGGGUCUUCUGCCUGCAAAGAUGCAGGUGCUCUGAGCUACAGUCCCAUCUUCCAGGGGAAUUAGGCUGCAUACAGAAGAGAGGCUCAUGUGGGGUGUUUGCCCCCUGUUCUCUUCCCAGGGACAGACAGACCUGGCUCCAAAUCCUUGCCCCAGUUUCUGUUCUUCCGGCGGGCUGUCAGAUUUCUGCUUUUGUCUUGACUUCCAAGUGCCUGCCUGGUGAUCUAUCGAAUAAAAUGGUGCUUUCUUUUCCUUCUAAAGUCCUUUGAACUUUAAUUUACAAAUCUGCUCUGAGAAGGGGGAGGUGGCUUCCUGGCCGACGCAAGGCUCAGCUUGUCGGCCCUGUGAAAGCCCAGAUUCUGUCGCGACCCAGAAAGAACCACUUCCCCUGAGCAUGAUCCCGGGGGAGAAGAUGCUUCUGUGUGCCUAAACUGGGGUGAGUGUACUGCCAUGAUGGACUUGCUGCUGAAAAUGUGCACACCUGUACAUAUCUUAUUGUGGCCAGAAUUAAUAAGUUACUUCUUUUUUUGCUAGAGAAUUUGCAGGACCCCCUGUUUUCUUAAGCCCAAAGCAAGCUGGAUAGUUUCUACUGUAGAUUUCACCUGUAUUUCACUGGGGUCGUCAGUAGCAUUGCCUGCUUCUCUCGACACUGUUGGGGCGGCGUGGAAGUUUUCUUGUAAUUGGUAAGUCAGGAAGGGAAUAUAAGCAGCCCAAGAGUUAGAAAGCAAAUUCUAACCAUCAUCAUGUAAAGACUGGAAAGUUGCAUCUUUUCUUUCCUAACCAACCUGUGCCUUUUAACAAGUGUACACAACAUAAUGAGCAUAAAGUUAAAAAAAAAAUCAGCCAGUGAAAAUGUGGUAUGAUAUUGUAGAAGUUGUGUUUCUGUGUGGUUUUUAUCAGUUUUGUGCAAUGUUUACAUCUGUUCACUUAAGUGUGCUGUGAGAAAAGCCAUUUGUUGGUCUGUGCAAGGAAUCUUGUCUUUCAAACAGUGGGUUGAAUUAGCCUGUGCGUUCCCACGAUGCUGAUUCUGGUUGAACAAAUGGCCAAUGGACAGACUCUGGUAGGGUUGUUUGUGUGUGUGUCUGUUUUUAGGGAUAUGUACAAGUGUGUAUUGUAACCAAAACUGUUUCAUAUUUAAAGCUGGUUUCUAGGACUUGAACGUAGUGAUGCUGUUAAAAAUAACACCUUGCCCUUGAAGUACAUAUCAGAAAUUAUAGGACAAUGCUUCCAUUUUGUAUUCUUUCGUAUCAUUUUAAAUGCUUUUAAAACUACAGUUUAGUAAUGUGACUUGCAAACAAAGGGAACAGUUCUUAAGCUGAAUGCUGGUCAGUUAGAAGAACUGGUGGAUAUGCAUUUGCCCGUGAGCAGAUAAACAGUAGGUUUGUUCACACAACCGUCUGACUCUAGGUUUCAUGUGGGUGGUUACAAACACUGAAGUGGUUGGGUGAACCCAUGUCAAGGCGGUUUAUGGGCACCUUCGCAUGGAUUUGCACAAGCACACUAAUGUUGGUAACCCACAUUAAACCUAGAUUCAGAUGGUUGUGUGAACAGGCCUACAAUCUGUUAGUUGCCAUAAUUUUUGCCAUAAAGACGUUCUCUUGUAGAAGUACCUGCAAUAGAGUGAGUGGUCGGCAGGGGAGGGGGACAGGACGCUCAAGUGCCUCAAACUUCCUGUUUCUGCUUCUCCAAACAUAGUCAAAGCCACGUUCCGAUCCACACACACACGUUGAUUACCCCUCGCCAGUAAUUCCCAAAUGGUAUGCCGCAAGAGAACCUGGUGCUGGUGCCACGAGAAAUAAAAUCAUCACUAAGCCACUGGGUGAGCCCAAAGCGGAGGAGGCUGCCUGUUGCUUCUCUGCGUGAUUUACUCCUUUGGCCUUGCCUCUUUCCAGCCAGACCCUGCUGGGCCCAUAAUGUUGCCACACUUCUACAGCAGGAGUGAUCAGAACAUACAGUCGCACCUAAUGCCGAGAGGAGCAGCAUUAUCGGACCUAAGAGGAGGCUUCUUGUUGCCUCUCUGUAUGAUGAUGCAGAAAUACUGGAGAUGGACUCAUUUGUGGAUGGGGAGCUCUUAUUCCCCAAAGCCAACCUUUUCAUGCAUUAGGAGUGAAGCCCACCUCCAGUUCUUGCCAAAUGUUCCUUCGGCUGUUCAGCAGCUUUGGAAACACUGGCCAGCAUCCUGAUUGGUGCUCUGCUUGUGCAAAGGUACCAAGGUGCACGAGAGGCUUGCACGCCUGCACUACUACGUCGUGGGGGUGUUCAGAACCGCGCUGGUGUGCUCAUGCACAGAAUUUCCCUGCAGAAGAUACGAGGUGGGCCACGGGUUUCACACCUUGUUGUGUGGGUGUUCCCUCUAGCACAAUAUGUGCCUGGAAUUUGAGCGUCUGACAUAGCACAAUAUGAGCUAGUGCUCGAGAGCUUGGCACUAGUUCAAAGUCCUUGUGCAAAAGUGCCAAGGGGUGCCAGCCCCUGUUCCGAAUCUAAGAGCCGGGCUUGAAGGUGGGGACUGUCUCUUUCGAGAGGCGUUGUGGCAGGGCUGUUGCUGUAAUUGAGCAGAUGGGUUCAAAGAACCCCGGGGGCCCCAGCUCCACCCGUCCCUAUUUUCUUAAUUAUCUCGGCUGCCGGGAAGAGGGGCGAACACGAGACCUCUCUCCCCUAGCUAUGCCCCUGUGUUGUGGGUUUGAGCUGGCUUUGGCUGUUCUGAAAGUUCUGUCUGUGGAGACCCAGCUGGGCUGGCCUCUCCAGACCCACAAGUUAGCACUUACUCUUAGUUCUUUGUGUAGACAUUUGAAAACCACAGUUUAGCCGAAAGACAACACCCAAAGCAGUGCCCAGAACACAGAAUCAGUGAAGACAGUGCCGAACAUGGAUGUGUGCCUUGACCUGAAGAGUGAUUUGGUAGGCACAAGGCACCCACGGAGACUCAAGAUGGCAAACCUGCAGGUAAACACAAUCACUAACGGAGUCCAAAGCAGGCAAAGAUGGGUGGCUGAAUUGAGAGGAUAAUUCGCCCUGCUUUCCUUAAUGCUGAAAAAUUACCUUUGAACAAAUACUCUCCGAGUUAAAUUGUGCAAAAUCGUUUUCUUCCUUCCUUGGAAAAAAAGCAAAUUACUGGUUCAGGUUCAAGUUUUAUUCUAAAUAUAUAUAUAUAUAUAUAAUUUUUAUGUGUAACUAAAAGGUGUAUUUUCCAUUACUGUGGUUUCUGUACUUGGACUUGAUGGCUCCUUUUUAGAAUAUUGACAUUUCCCUUCCCUGUAUUUGACUUGUUGAAUAAAACACUUAUUUGAAAUGUGAAUUUUCUGAUUGCCAACACUGUAUUAUAAUAAAGCAAUUCAUGCUGUCAA